AUGCCGCCUCAACCUACAUCCAAGAGCGGGGGACUCUCGCUGUAUGCAAACCUUCUAGAUCCAGCUUCCGAAAGCUCUACAGCUCCCGGGACGAUAGCCAAAGCUCCAGUCCUCUUCACUCAGAGCUCUGAAGCGGGCACAGAUACAGACGAUAUUGUUACAGAUAAGCAACAGAAAAGUGCCGCAUCUUUACGAUUUCAGCCCAUCAAGAGACCGCAGUUACCGAGUCAGAAGCCGAAAGCAAAACCUUCAUUCCCCAAACCAACAUCGACGCCCUUGGCACCAGGCAAUACAACCACCGCAACAUCUUCAUCUACACGCCCGCAGGUCAAGUCGACCCUCGCCGAUUGGGCCUCGACAGCCGAUGAUGACGAUGUAAAUGGCUUCUAUGGGCAAGAAAAGCGACAACGUGGAGGCCGCAAGAAGCGGAAGAAGAACCGAGAGGGACCAGAAAUGAUCACGAAUUGGGACGACAUCUAUGACCCCUCCAGGCCCAACAAUUACGAAGAAUACAAAAGGAGCGAUGAAAAAAUACGCGAAGUGAGAGAAUGGAAGGACAGGCUGUAUGCGCAUCGUAUGGUCAGGCGGCGCAGUACCGACUUUGACAGUGAUGAUGAAUCUCCGCCACCACGGAACCGGCAAUUCGCUCCUCCUUCCUAUAACUUUGCGCCGCCAGCCGAUCUCAAUGACACCUCGAAACUACCACCCAUCGAAAGUAGCGAAGAUGCCUACGCACAGCGCCUUCAGAAAACCAGACAACAAGACACUGAAGUGGACAUGGAAGAUGCAGAAUACAAACCUCCGCCUCCGCCGGCCAUAGUACCAAACGAAGCUACAGGAGACGAUGCGUAUGCAAGAAGGCUCCAGAUGAGCCAGCAACCACCACCACCACCACCCCCUCCCCCCGAACAACCCCUAGUACCUAGCAAACCCUCCAUGUCGACCUUUCAGCCUGCUUCGGCAACGAUAUCUCGCGCACCGGUGCGGUAUACAUUACCUCCUGCGCCUGAAGAUAUACCAGCAACCGAAGAGGAGCUUGAGGCUGUUUUUGCCGAAGAAGAACCAGUUCAGGAUGAAGGAGAGGAAGCUCCUCGGUCUCUACGGCCCGGACAAAAGGGCUUUGCUGAGCGUCUUAUGGCAAAAUAUGGCUGGACCAAGGGAUCUGGUCUGGGUGCUGCCGGUACUGGAAUUGUCAGCGCGUUGCAGGUGAAGGUAGAGAAGCAAAAGAAGAAACCGGACUCAGAAGGCGGAGGUUUUGCAACACCUGCGGGUCGUGGCAGGAUCAUCGCUAGCAAGAAGAGGAACGAGGAAGAAGGAAAAUUCGGUCCCAUGAGUGAAGUUAUUGUGCUCUACGGUAUGCUAGACGGCAUGGAUUUGGCAACCGAACUGGACAACAGCCAAGGUGGUGGUCUCAUGCAAGAGAUAGGCGAAGAAUGCAAUGAAAAGUAUGGCCGUGUCGAGAGAGUCUUCAUACACCGAGAAAGCAAUGAGCCAGUUCCAGUGUUUGUCAAAUUCACUGCCCAACUAUCAGCCUUGCGCGCUGUCAACGCGCUGGAGGGACGUAUAUUUAAUGGGAAUAAGAUCACUGCAAGGUUCUACGACACCGAGAAGUUCGAUAAAGGUGUAUACAAAUGA
This is a messenger RNA of Talaromyces marneffei, 1635 nucleotides long. RefSeq lists its product as uncharacterized. Gene Ontology annotation, molecular function: nucleic acid binding. Gene Ontology annotation, biological process: mRNA cis splicing, via spliceosome. Lineage: Eukaryota; Fungi; Ascomycota; Eurotiomycetes; Eurotiales; Trichocomaceae. Gene Ontology annotation, cellular component: precatalytic spliceosome. The transcript has 5 exons. The record is from RefSeq and is a predicted model, not a curated record. The coding region runs from base 1 to 1635 and encodes 544 amino acids.